Molecule: messenger RNA, 5223 nt
Organism: Trachemys scripta elegans
Lineage: Eukaryota; Metazoa; Chordata; Testudines; Emydidae
Exons: 2
Coding region: 3210-5120 (636 amino acids)
Molecular function (GO): protein dimerization activity
Source: RefSeq, a predicted model, not a curated record
CCCUCCUCCCUGCUGCAGCCCUGACUGCUGAGCUGAUGGGUAACAGGCGGGGGAAGGGAGAGAAAAACUCCUCCAGCUGCUCCCUCUGCCUGGCUGAAGUUCCCCCCCUCCCUUCCCCUCCCAGCCAGGAUCCCCCUGCCAUGGAGAUUAGGAGAAGGACACUUGGGCCAGGCCCCACCUUCACUCUACACACCUGUCCCCACCCCUGAACUUCCCCAGCCCCUAGGCUGGGCUCCCCCACUGACCUGGAGCUGUUCUCUGCAGAGGGAGUGUCCCUGGGAGCUGGUAACUCCUCCCCUCCCCAAAUGCCCCAGGGCGAUGGGCUCUGGGGGAUCCAACGUUAAGGCACCAGGACGAUGGGGAUUGAAUGGUUGGGGCUGGUGGAGCUGGGAAGCAGGGGAGCUGGGUGCUGGGGCUAUCAAGUGUUUGGGGAUCAUGGGAUAAGAAGCGAGGGAGAGCACGGGCAGAGAGGUACUGCCUCAUCACUCACCCCCUCUGCCCCUUCUCCCUGCCCUCUCUGCAUUCAGACAGCACCACUGAGAGGAACUGAUUCCCACAGGGCCUUUUGUGGGGGGAGAAGUGGUGGGGAUUAGCUAGCACAUGUCCUCUGCCCCUCCCCCACUCUUCCUGGUCAAACUGACCCUGAGCAUCUUAUUGAUUCUGAGCCCCCAUUAGCAAAGUGGUCGUCUGAGUCACUGAGUUCUCCUGGGGGGAUCUUGUCCCCUUCCCAGAUCCUCAUCUCACUGUCCUCCAGGGUGGUUUGUGGAAGGCUGGGACUAGCGCACCCUGAGACAGACUGAACUUUGGGUUGAGGAUCUAGUUUAUCAGAUAGAAAAGGGAACUUCUAAUGAGUGUAGGCCCUAGUUCGACCUUUCUGAUUUUGGUUUUGCACAUGACCAUGUGACUCCAUCCCGCCCCUUGUUUCUGUUUGGAUCUCUUGUCUCUCUUCAAAUAAAUUGUCCUUUUGUUUUGCUGUCAGCAAAUUCCAGUGCUGUGUGUGAUACCAGAGCGGUGGUCUCCAGUCAAACUGGUCCAGUGAUGUUGUGAUGCUGAGGGGUUCAACCCAGACCAGUGUCAUCGCUUGCCCUGUAAUCCUGGGUGUCUCUCUCUUUUGCAGCCGUGGUUCAGAGCCCUCACACCAGCAGCCUGCGCACAGCACCAGCGCCUCUCACUGGCUUCCACCAGCUUCGGUUCCUCUUUGCCGAGUCACCCCAACUCGCCCCCCAAACCUGAGUCUCCCCAAAGCCGUCUGCCCUGUAGUGUCAGAGCCUCCUGAGCGUAGCACUCACAGAACUUCAGUAACUUUUCUGCUCUCUUAAAGAGACAGGGCACAGCCCCACCCUGUUAGGUUAGCAGAGGACUCGCAUUUCAUUGUGAUCUGCAGCACCGAGAUGGUUUGUUGUAAAACUAAAAAUAAGUUUAUUCUCCUGCACCACAGGGUUAAGGAAUGUCUAGUAAGAGUGAAGGGGCCAGGGAGGUUACAAACAAAACGUGCUUUCUAGGGACUAUAUUUAUCUUCAGUAAGGCUGUGUCUUGGUCUUAGCAGGUGUCUCACCUAGAUUCAGUGUCUGGGGACUUUCGGCCCCCUUGGCUGGAAGGUUCCACCUUUCUCAGAUGUACAGGAGCUCGGCCUUCUUGGAUCUGCCCAGUAAUGGAUGCCAAGCUGGCUUUGUGGCCUGGUUAUAUCUAAGGUUCACAUUUUGUCACGGCUAUUUUUAGUAAAACUCAUGGACAGGUCAUGGGUAAUAAACAAAAAAUCACAGAAGCCCACGACCUGUCUGUGACUUUUACUAAAAAUAAUGGGGGGAGGCUUACGGGGUGAUGACUGAAGCUCAAGGGUUUUUGGAGGGAGGGGAGACUAAGAGCCCAAUCCUCCCCGCUGCGGGGUGGCUGACAACUCCGGGUGCUCCGCCACGCCUGAGAGCUCUGGGGGACCUUCCGCCUCUGAAACGGAAAAUCUCACAGAUGUCUCUGAAGUCUGAACAUCAUGGAAUCCGUGACUUCUGUGAAAUAAUCUUAUCCUUCCUUAUAGCUUCCAGAGUUCAAUGACUUUGCUUCAGGAGGCAGGACGUUUUUGUGCAGCUGUGGCUUCCAUCUCCCAUUGAGAGUGGGAAGUGGCAUCUUCCACAUUGGUCUGCCUACUGGCUUUGUCUGCCCUUCAUGUAAAUGUCAUUUCAUUGUCCUGGCUCCAUUUACAUUGCAGACACAUGCAAGCAGGGGGAAGAACCACAUUCCUUUGCCUGGGGGAGAGGGGUGAUGUAAGCCUUGCCUGACAACACAUUUUAAUAACAUCUUGCAGCAGGUGUUUCUAAUGCUUCAUGUAGUAUCAUCAUGCCAGAAUCUGGCUGAUCAGUGAGUUGUUAGUUUCCAGUGACACCUUUUAGAUACUGAUCAUGGCCCCAGUGAGUUGGGCUGGUCAAGGCAGCUGAAACUCACUGCCAAAGCCCCUGGCCCUCUGGCAUUGGGAUGCUCUCAGGGUUGGAGAGGUGCACUGGUCCUCGGGGAGCUGCAGAUCAGGGAUUUCCGUGGGUAUCCGGUGUUAGGGGGGUGGAUACCCUAGGGGCACACUUUGAAGGGACUCAGGAGCUGGGAUAUGUUGUUACCCUGCAGGGCAAAGGCAGGGCUGGUGUACCCCGGGGGUAGGGUGACCAGAGGUCCUGAUUUUAGGGGACUUGUCCCAUGUCCCGACCUUACAUUGGUCGGGACGCACUUUGUCCCGAUAUCCGGGGGACCGCGGCAAGCCGGCGCCACUCACUUGUUCUUCCGGGGCCCCUGGGGCAGCGCUGCACAGUUGAGCUCCCAGCUGGCGUCUGCCAGGCAGCAGCAGCCCGAGGCGCACACACAGUGAGGCAGGCAGGGAGGAGUUCUCGGCAGCUGGGCUGCAUGCUGGGGGGCGUGGCUUGUUGACGCUGGCAGUGGGCAGAGAGACUGAGUUCCCGCGCCCGCCUCGACUUGACCCGACCCCCAGCCACGCGACCCUCCAGGCCAGGAGCCAGAGCGGGACCUGGUGGUUGCUUGCUACGCGCUGCUCCGGGUUGUUUUCCGGUGUAACGCAAAUUUACGGUAGUGUACAGUUCUGAACCACAGUGCAUACCGUAGGACAAACUACAGUGGGCACGUAAGAACACGUAAGAAGCACAGAGACUGCGCAGUUCUUUUCAGUGGCUAGCUAUCUAGCUAACAGUCUUCAGCCGAAAACCCCACCUGAAAUGGCAACGGCAAGGGAGGAGCCAACUACCAAAAAACAAAAGAGACAGUGCAGAUACAUGACAGAAUGGGAAGCCACUUACACCUGGAUUCGGAAAUCCUAUGAGUGUGAUUCAAAAGCCUUUUGUAAAGCAUGCAGGAAGGAAUUUCCCAUUUGCCAUGGCGGUGAGGCUGAUGUUAAGCAUCAUGCUGAAUCAAAAAAUCAUGGACAAAACACCCAGACUCACAAGAGCAAUACCAUGAUCUCACAUUUUUUCAGCAAGCCAAAUGAAUCCUUCAAUAACAAGGUUAUCGCUGUUGAGCUAACUCAAGUUUACCACACAGUAGUCCAUCAACACUCCUAUCGCUCGUGUGACUGUGAACUUAAACUGGCACCUACCUUCUAUCCAGAUUCAACGAUUGCAAAGCACGUCAGCUGUGGCCGGACUAAAGCGGAGGCAUUGCUCAAAAAUGUGCUGUCACUGCUCUCAACAGAAUUUUUAAAAGACCUCAGCAAGCCAGAUGGUCCCUAUUUCUCAGUUGCCACAGAUGCAUCUAAUAUGGGCAAUGUGAAAACUUUCCCCUUAUCACUGAGAUACUGGACACCUGAACAUGGGGUCCAAGAUAAACUGUUAGACUUCUAUGAGCAAAGCGAAGAGACCGCAGAGGCAAUAAGCAACACAUUACUUGAAAAACUUGCGACCCACAAACUAGACCUAAACAAAGUGUCUUCCUACUGUGCUGAUAGUGCAAAUGUGAAUUAUGGAAAGCAACAAUCAGUGUACCAGAAUUUAAAAAAACAAAAUGAAAAUAUCUUGCCAGCAAACUGCCCUGCCCAUAUUGUGCACAAUGCCGUGAAACAUGGUAGCAAUACCCUACAAGUUGACAUUGAGACUCUGGUGAUUAAGAUGUUCAAUCAUUUCAGCAGUUCUGCUAAGAGAGUAGCAGCAUUGAAGGAUAUAUUUGACUUUGUGGAUAUGGAGUAUGCCACUUUACUGCGCCAUGUUCCAACGCGCUGGUUGAGUCUUUUCCCAGCCGUAAAUAGGCUUGUAAAUACGUGGCAGGCUGUUAAGUGCUACUUUGUUUCUCUGGGCAGUGAGAAGUGUCCAAAAUUUCUAUGGAUGCUGUUCUCGGACAGGGAAAACGGUGAACCAGGUGAGGGGCCUAGCGAACUUGAGGUUCAUCUGUUUUUCCUCCAGAAUGUCCUGAAAAUCUUCAAUGAUACUGUGCUGUGUUUGGAAAAUGAGAGUAUGACGGCAUGUGAAGUGUAUGGCAUAAUGAAUACUCUGAGAACUAAACUUCAGCAAUGGAAAAAUGACAAAUUCUUUGGCUCCAAAGUUGAAAGUGCAUUAACUGAGAUGCUGCCCGUCACUGCUGCAUGUCUCCAGAAAGACUUCCUGAACUUUUACCAUGUGUCGAUCCUAUAUUUGGAGGAAUGGUUUGAUUUUUCAACAGCUGGCUACUUGUUCAAUACCCAGUGCUUGAACAUCAAAGUUAAUAGGGUAUUCGAAUUCAAGGAUCUGUCUGCAGCUGUGACAGCUGUAAACCUUCAGAAAACAGUGGAUCUUGAUCAGCUCUAUGAUGAGUACUGUAUCAUCAAAGACAUCAACUCCAAGUUGGAGCCUGGAAACUAUUCAGUUGGGGAACUCUGGUCUCAAGUGCUGAGAAACAAGGACAGUAGCACUGAAUUCCCGAACAUGGCAAAGCUGGUGUCAUACGUGCUCAGUAUACCCGUAAGCAAUGCAUACUCUGAGCAUGCAUUUUCAAUCAUGAAAGGUGCAUGGACUGAUGUCUGGAAUCGAAGCAGCAUAGACUUGGUGCGGAGUGAAACCCUUGUCAAAAUGAAUUUCCAGAUGAGUUGCAAGGACUUCUACAACUUUGUGAUUGCCCAGAAGCAAGUUAUGGCUAUGGCAAAGUCAGCCAAAAAGUACUAGACUUCUGGCAUAUCUGAGAGAGAUGCAAAUUGGGAAGUUGAUUUAUUGACUGAAUAAAAAACCCGGCCCUUUACCCCGUUGUUUGUUUAGUGUACAAAUAAAU